AACACAACUCGAUCGAAAUGAUUUUAUUAAUGACUCUCAGUCUGUUAGCGCCUGUCACAUAAUAGGCUUUGUUUUGAAGGUUUUGGCCGGAUGUGAAGCCGGAAAUGGUCGCGGCUUAUUCGCUUCACUUCCUGUGUGUACCCGCCCCUCCCUCUGUAGCCCACGUUGCUGAACGGGUUAGUUCCGGUUUCUCCAGGACCCUGACAUCAUGUUGGCGACCAGUUUUCCCGAAUCUGGAAACGGGUCAGGACUUACGAGGACGUAUGGAUGUAAGUAGUACUGACAACUGGCGUCAACGCACGAGGAGCGCGCGAGCUUGUUUCGAACGACCUACUGAAGGGCCAGAAGUUGAGUCCAGCGUGCUGCGGUGUCUGCGCGUGAGUAACAGGGAAGUGGACCAUGACAUGGAGCAUGGCCCCGGGACCGGCCUCCCCAAGGACCACAGGCUCCGAGCUCCCCGCUACAGCUUGCUGCGGGAGGUCGGCAGAGGGACGUAUGGGGUGGUCUACGAGGCGGUGACCCGGAGGUCCGGAGGCCGAGUCGCCGUGAAGAAGCUGCGGUGCGACGCGCCGGAGAACGUGGAGCUCGCGCUGCAAGAGUUCUGGGCCCUGGCGAGUCUGGAGAAACGGCACGAGAACGUGGUCCAGUUGGAGGAGUGCGUACUGCAGAGGAACGGCAUGGCCCAGAAGAUGAGUCACGGGAACAAACGGUCCAAACAGUACCUUCGUCUGGUGGAGACGUCACUGAAAGGUGAGAGGGUCCUCGGCCCUCCUCAGGAUCCCUGCUACCUCUGGUUUGUCAUGGAGUUCUGUGAAGGCGGAGACCUGAACCAGUUUGUCCUGUCCCGGCGACCAGACCCGCCGACCAACAGCAGCUUCAUGAUCCAACUGUCCAGCGCCAUCGCGUUCCUGCAUGAGAACAACAUCGUCCACAGAGAUCUGAAACCCGACAACAUCCUGAUCUCAGAGAAGUCAGGGAGUCCUGUUCUGAAGGUGGCAGACUUUGGUCUUAGUAAAGUUUGCGCCGGUCUAGGAAAAACCACUGAGAACAAAGAUGGAGAAGACAAGAACAUCAACCUGAACAAGUUCUGGCUGUCGUCGGCGUGCGGCUCGGACUUCUACAUGGCUCCUGAGGUGUGGGAGGGUCACUACACUGCCAAGGCCGACAUCUUCGCCCUGGGCAUCAUCAUGUGGGCCAUGCUGGAGAGAAUCACUUUCAUCGACAGCGAGUCCAAGCGAGAGUUGCUGGGAACGUACGUGAGACAGGGAGCAGACAUCGUUCCGGUCGGUGAGGCGUUACUGGAGAAUCCAAAGAUGGUUCUGCACAUCCCACAGCGGCGCCGGUCGUCCAUGUCAGAACCAGUCAGGAAGCUGCUUCAGGACAUGCUGGCUGUUAACCCUCAGGACCGACCCGACGCCUUCCAGCUGCAGACCAGGAUGGACCAGGUCACCUGUUCUACAUGACCCUCAUCCAAACUCCUGCACAGAUGAUGCUGCUGCUGGACCACCUGAACCCUGGAAACCGCAGGGAGAGCCUGGAUGCUGAGGUCCAGUUCUGAUGGAGGAUGCUGUCCUAAACGUUGGACCAGAUGGGAACUGAAACCUCUGCUGGAUUUUAUGUCACUUUAUAUGACUAAUUUUGGGAAGUAUGGGUGGGUGGGUCCCUGUUUUACCUGUUCUACCUCAUAUUCGUUUACCUGAGCCUUCCUCUGACUUCCUUCCUGAGUUCUGCCAGAAACCCGACCUGCUUCUUUCUUCAUUGUGUUUUUGGAGAAGUUGUGGUUCAUUGGUAGAAAUGGAUUUCCACUCAUGUUUACAUGUGGCUCAGCUUCCUGUUCUUGAUGGAGAAUCAGAACUUAUUGACAGUGCGUCAUGUCCAACGUUCUCCUCUCUCUGGAUGCCUUCCUGUUUAAACUCUACUGAUUUUAUAUGCAACACUUCUGGUCCCUCGCACCAGAACUGGACUCGUAGACUUGGAUGGCCUUUAUCUGAGCCUGUAAAUGCUUCCUAAGCCAUCAGUCUGGAUGGAGACAUGUUUGUUUUUAUGUGUCAGAGCUCUGUUUCAAUAAAGGUUGAAGCUGCCUUGAA
This is a messenger RNA of Melanotaenia boesemani (Boeseman's rainbowfish), 2087 nucleotides long. RefSeq names its product serine/threonine-protein kinase PDIK1L-like. The record is from RefSeq and is a predicted model, not a curated record. The coding region runs from base 105 to 1463 and encodes 452 amino acids. The transcript has 3 exons. Gene Ontology annotation, biological process: positive regulation of autophagy; protein autophosphorylation; axon extension. NCBI's taxonomy places the organism in Eukaryota, Metazoa, Chordata, Actinopteri, Atheriniformes, Melanotaeniidae. Gene Ontology annotation, molecular function: protein serine/threonine kinase activity; ATP binding. Gene Ontology annotation, cellular component: cytoplasm; autophagosome.